Molecule: messenger RNA, 1429 nt
Organism: Desarmillaria tabescens
Lineage: Eukaryota; Fungi; Basidiomycota; Agaricomycetes; Agaricales; Physalacriaceae
Product: PCI-domain-containing protein
Exons: 10
Coding region: 54-1361 (435 amino acids)
Biological process (GO): ubiquitin-dependent protein catabolic process
Cellular component (GO): proteasome regulatory particle, lid subcomplex
Molecular function (GO): structural molecule activity
Source: RefSeq, a predicted model, not a curated record
CGACGCGCGUCCGCCUUGCUCUUGCUUAAUUUCUUCGUCUCUGUAUAGUCCGCAUGUCUACAUUAACGACGGCCCAGCUCUUGGCAGAAGCAGACGCUGCACUAAAGACAGACCCCGUGCGCGCGGAGGCGCUGUACAAGCAGAUAUUGACGUCGUCGACCUCGGCGCCGAGUACUUCUUCGAAGGAUGUUCAGCAACAGAAGACGCAAACACUGAGGGACCAGGAGACCGCGCUUAUCAACCUUGGACAACUGUAUCGGGAUCAAAAGAAUGCCCAAGGUGUUGCUGAAGUUAUUACACUGUCAAGAUCCUUUAUGUCGUCCACGGCCAAGGCAAAGACGGCUAAGCUAAUUCGCACUCUUUUGGACUACUUCAAUGCCAUUCCGGACAGCCAACAAGUGCAGAUGAGUGUUCUGAACGACAAUAUCGAAUGGGCAAAGCGAGAGAAGAGGAUAUUCUUGAAGCACAGUUUAGAGACGAGGCUCGUGGGACUACAACUGGAGGAUGCGCAGUACAAGCCUGCGCUGGCAAUGAUUGAAACUCUGCUUACCGAACUCAAGCGGCUUGAUGAUAAGAUGGUCUUGACGGAGGUACAUCUACUCGAGAGCCGGGUGUAUCGAGGGAUUGGGAAUCUUCCUAAGGCCAAGGCCGCUUUGACAUCAUCGCGAACCGCUGCCAACUCAAUUUACUGUCCUCCAUACCUACAGUCCUCUCUUGACCUUCAAUCCGGUAUACUCCACGCCGAAGACAAAGAUUACACAACUGCCUACUCUUACUUCUUUGAAGCCUUUGAAAAUCUGUCUUCUCAAGGGGAAGACGACGGGAGGGCACUUGGAGCUCUGAAAUAUAUGCUUUUGUGCAAAGUCAUGCUCAACCUUCCUGAGGAUGUCACGGCUUUGCUUUCAAUAAAGCUGGCCGUCAAAUAUGCACAGCUCAAGGAGGUUGAGAGUAUGAGGGCCGUAGCGCGGGCUCACCAAGAUAGAAAUUUGGCGGAUUUCGAGAAAGCACUGAGGGAUUACAAGGAUGAAUUGUCGUCUGACCCCACAAUACGAUCACAUCUUGCUGCGCUAUAUGACACACUCUUGGAGCAAAACUUGCUGAGAAUUGUUGAACCAUAUUCAGUGGUAGAGCUUGAAUAUGUUGCCGAUACUGUCGGACAAGGUCGACAAGCUGUCGAGGCGAAGCUAUCACAAAUGAUUUUGGACAAGGUCUUCCAUGGUGUACUUGACCAAGGUCGUGGUUGCCUACUUGUGUUCGACGAGCCUAAGCCUGAUAAUAUGUACAUCGCUGCGAUUGAUACGCUGGAGCAAGUAGGCAAAGUAGUGGAGUCGUUGUACGCGAAAACUGUAAAGAUUGCGUGACCAAAUGCGAGACGCGUCAAUGCGAUCACGUGUUUAUUUAAUAGAAAAUUCACACGCUCGUGUCUUGC